UGCGUUCUUCCGAAAAAAGCUCCUUUUCCGCUGCAUCAGAUUCGAUUCUCACAACACAAAGCAUCGGAAACAAAACUGGCACCAACAUUUACUCCAAACGAAAAGAAACCUCUAUUUGAGAAUGGCUAAUGCUGGUUCUAGUGUCAUGAGCCCUGGGAGAGUCCCUGUCGCGUUAUGUGUGGUCCCGAUGCCUGCAGCCUCCGCCAUGGGUACCGGUAAUGUUGGUGUAGAAGCACAUGCUUCAGCUGCAGAAGUGAACACCAAUACUCACACCUUUGGAUCGCAGCAGGGUCCCAACCCCAACGUGGAUCUUCAGCUUGCAUCUUUUCCUGUCAAGCUCCAUGCCAUGCUUUCUUCGAUCGACCUCACUGGCGGUCACGUUGAUAUCGUAACAUGGAGACCACAUGGUCGUCUCUUCAUGGUCAACGAUAGAAACCGCUUCAUCAAUGAAGUCAUUCCUUGUUGGUGUUUCACCAUGACCAGCUACGCUUCUUUCCAGAGACAGCUUAACAUCUAUGGCUUUCGAAGCUUGUCCUCGGGGCCUGAUAAAGGAGGCUACUAUCAUGAGAUGUUCUUGCGGGGACAUCCUGAGUUGGCCACUCAAAUCCCACGCCAGAAGCUCAAGGGCAAAGGACCCCGCAAACCAGCCACUCCCGAGAAUGAACCUAACUUUUACGCGAUGCCAACCUUGGCAGCACCCCAGCCUCAGAGAGCUCCUCCCGCUGUGUUUUCCCCUCCUCAGAUUCACGAGUCUCCCAUGGGAGGAAUGACCCUCCGAAGGCUCUUAUUCAAUGACCCCUCUGUGCUCUCUAGGGCUGUUGCAGCCGAGAUGGAUGCUUUGCCUACAAACAGUGCGCAGCAGAGAGAUCCUCAAGAUGCACGUAACCGCGUCUCUUCUAUGAAUCAAGAGCACUCGUUCGUACAGCCUUGGGAAUCCGAGAACCCAAUUUCGGUUGGAGAAGGUCUCGAAGUGGACCUUUUUGAGCUCAUGCUCGAGGAUAGAGCUCGUGGUGUUGAAGAAUCUGAUACUAUGGUUUCCAAUGAGUGCAUUGGACAAAACGUGGAGGCAGGAAUCUACGGUGAUUUCCGUAUCGACUUUGAACCACUUCCUUUAACACGUGGUGCUCGCGAAUACCCAGGCUGCUACCGCUAUCAGUAAGAGGUGUGCCGGCAGCAGUGCAGGUCAAGACAGUUGCGGUGGAUUAGGGUGACAGUGCGUGGAAGUAUGCUGUCACGUUUAGGUACAUGGUGAGGCAGUUGUGGCCCAAGGGGAUCUAGAGAUACAAAAUAGCUAGAUGGCGGGUGCUCGGGCCUCAAACAAUUGCUCCAAAUGAAUGGCAUCCAUAGCCAAUACGUUACAUUUUAAAUGAUUCAGUUGAAUAUCAUCUAAGCAUCUUCUGUUUAUUCAAUCGAAUUCUUGUGCCAUUCAUUGCGACGACCACUCGCCUCC
Seminavis robusta is the source of this 1450-nucleotide messenger RNA. The record is from the annotation of a GenBank genome assembly. NCBI's taxonomy places the organism in Eukaryota, Bacillariophyta, Bacillariophyceae, Naviculales, Naviculaceae.